Messenger RNA from Linum trigynum, 2278 nucleotides. The record is from the annotation of a GenBank genome assembly. NCBI's taxonomy places the organism in Eukaryota, Viridiplantae, Streptophyta, Magnoliopsida, Malpighiales, Linaceae.
GUCUAGUCUUGUAAAAUUUCCUGAAAUCAUGCAAAAACAAAAUGAAUGAAAUGCAAAAAUUGGAACGCUCUGGUCUAGUCUUUCCUCCUCUACAACUAACAUAAUUGGACCGUUUGUCCCCUUUGCAUAAAAUUAUUGUUAUUUGAUAUGGAUGAUUCCAAAAUACCUACUAUGUAGACUUUCUUACCUUAAGAGGGACCCAAAUCCCCUGCGUGGCUCCCAAGUUUCACUUUAUAAGCCAAGAAAACUGUAAACAAACAGCAGCCGACUGCAGAGCAUCCAUGGUGGAAUUUGCUUCUCCACUCUGCUCUUCCCAUACUACAUAAACACCUUCCAUUUCAACUAACCAGAGCUCCAUAACAACAACCCACUUCCCCAGAAAUGGCCACCGGAGGAGGCGAUCAGACAUGGUGGGCCAGCUUAGGUUCAGCGCUCGCCGGCCUGAUGUUCAUCUACGCAAUGUUCCAGCAGUACUUCCCAUACGAACUCCGCGGCCACGCCCACAAGUACACCCAGAAGCUCGUCACCUACUUCUACCCUUACAUCCAGAUCACCUUCCACGAGCUCACAGGCGAGAAGCUGAAGCGCAGCGACGCCUACUUCGCCAUCCAGAACUACCUCGCCGACCACACCACCGCCACGGCCAAGCGCCUGAAGGCCGACGUCGUGAAGGGCAGCAAGUCCCUCGUCCUCACCAUGGACGACCACGAGCAGGUGAUGGAGGAGUUCCAAGGGAUCAAAAUCUGGUGGAGUUCCAACAAGAACACCCCCAAAAGGCCCUCCUUCUCGUUCUACCCGAAGACAGAGGAGAGGAGGUACUAUACUCUGACUUUCCACAAGAGGUAUAGAGACGUCAUUACCAAAUCGUACAUCGACAAGGUUUUGAAGGAAGGGAAGGCGAUCGCCGUGAGGAACAGGGAGAGGAAGCUUUAUACUAACAAUCCUAGCGAUAGUUGGUACGAAUACCAGUCGACGAAGUGGAGCCAUGUCCAGUUCGAGCACCCUGCAAAUUUCGAGACUCUGGCUAUGGCGGAGAACGAGAAGGAAGCGAUCAAGAAUGAUCUGAUCAAGUUCAGUAAGGGAAAGGAGUAUUAUACUAAGAUCGGGAAGCCAUGGAAGAGGGGUUACCUUCUGUAUGGCCCGCCUGGAACUGGGAAAUCGACGAUGAUUGCAGCAAUGGCGAACCUGUUGGACUAUGACAUCUAUGAUCUUGAGUUAACCACAGUGAAGGACAACUCCGAGCUCAGGAAGUUGCUGAUUGAGACUACCAGCAAGUCGAUCAUCAUAAUCGAGGAUAUCGAUUGCUCAAUUGAUCUCACAGGGCAGAGAAGGAAGGAGAAGAAGAAGUAUGAAAGCAGUAGUAGCAGUAGUGACGAAGAGAGCAGUAGUAGCGAGGAAGAUGAUAAGAAGAAGGAUCCAGUGGAGAAGAAGAAGGAUGAGGAAGAGAAGAAGAGCAAGAAGGGGAGUAAGGUGACGCUCUCGGGGCUGCUGAACUUCAUCGACGGGAUAUGGUCUGCGUGUGGAGGGGAGAGGAUCAUCGUCUUCACCACGAAUUUCGUCGAUAAGCUUGAUCCAGCAUUGAUAAGGAGAGGGAGGAUGGAUCGGCAUAUCGAGAUGUCGUAUUGCUGCUUCGAGGCGUUUAAGCUGCUGGCGAGGAAUUAUCUGGAUUUGGAAGGCCAUGAAUUGUUUGACAGGAUCGAGGUGUUAUUGGGAGAGAAGGAGAUCACGCCGGCGGAUGUUGCAGAGUGUUUGAUGCCUAAGUCGGAGAGGGAAGGUGUUGAGAGUUGUUUGAGGGAGUUGGUGAAGGUUCUGGAGAAGUUGAAGAAGAAGAAGCAAGGAAAGAAGAAAGCGGAAGAAGAAGAUGAAGUGAAUGGAGAGGAAAAUGGUGACGGUGCAAGUGGCGAAUCGUCGUCGGAGAGUGGUGAGUCAUCGUCGGAAGACGAUGAGGUAGCAGGGAAAGGAAGGAAGAGGAAUGGUAAACGAUGAAGUGUGGUAACUCUGAUUGUUCAGGUGAGACUCUGAAAAUUAUGGGUCGUUUUGGUUAGAAUUUAUUAAAGUUUGGAUGUGUAUCUUUGAUCAUGGAGGCUAGAUUCAUUUCAUGAACCAAGUCACUGAUCUCUGUUUAGAUGAAAGACAUAAAACAGGACUGUUGUUGCUCUAUCUAGUAACUCUAAUUUCUCUGUUGAUCAUUCUACAAUCGAGUUUUGUUGAGACUGGCGAUUCAGAGAAUAAUAACAAGACUACAGAAGAGAGCGAUAACUAAAUCGUAACAAGGUAA